AUUACGAAGUUGAAACUUAUGCGUCGUGGCUUUUUGGAAACAGUUUAGGAAAUACAAAUUAGAAGUAUUCAAAAUGAGUCAAGAGAAGGUCCAUGUCCACAACAAGGCGACGAAGACAAUAGUUUCUUCACCGAACAUAUACAAGCCCGUUGGACCUUACAGCCAGGCCAUCCUCGUGGACAAUAAGACACUGUACGUGUCAGGCACGCUGGGCCUGGAUGCCCAGGCACAGCUCGUUUGCGGCGGCGCCGAGGCCGAAACGAGGCAGGCGCUCACCAACAUGAAGCACGUGCUGGAGGCCGGCGGCGCUUCGCUGGAGUCCGUCGUCAAGACCACCAUCCUACUGCAGGACAUGGCGGACUUCCAAGUCGUCAAUCAGGUUUACUCAGAAUUUUUCCCUAAAGACUGUCCAGCGCGUGCGACGUAUCAGGUGGCCAAGCUGCCCGCGGGCGCGUCCGUCGAGAUUGAAGCCAUCGCGCUCAGCGGGGACCUCGUCGUCGCCGAGGCGGGCCCGUGCCCCUGCUCGAAAGAAUGACUAGCCGGAGACCACAAAAUUACAUCCAAAAUAUAAAAUUGUACUAUGUUCUCACGUGAAUAUAUACGAGUUUUAUUUUAACUCUCCGAGACUUU
Messenger RNA from Cydia fagiglandana, 630 nucleotides. RefSeq names its product 2-iminobutanoate/2-iminopropanoate deaminase (gene UK114). The transcript is spliced from 3 exons. NCBI's taxonomy places the organism in Eukaryota, Metazoa, Arthropoda, Insecta, Lepidoptera, Tortricidae. Gene Ontology annotation, molecular function: deaminase activity. Gene Ontology annotation, cellular component: mitochondrion; cytosol. The record is from RefSeq and is a predicted model, not a curated record. The coding region runs from base 74 to 535 and encodes 153 amino acids.